Molecule: messenger RNA, 2632 nt
Organism: Sycon ciliatum
Lineage: Eukaryota; Metazoa; Porifera; Calcarea; Leucosolenida; Sycettidae
Exons: 10
Coding region: 1056-2069 (337 amino acids)
Biological process (GO): anatomical structure development
Molecular function (GO): protein binding; calcium ion binding; collagen binding
Source: RefSeq, a predicted model, not a curated record
UUCGACGCUUCCCUUUUCCGUAUUGUCCCUUGCGUUGCCCUUGUCGCUUGGAGAUCUUGUGUGCGUCUUCGCCAGAGAGGAGGCCCACUGAACUAGUCUGUGUCAAGAUCACUCCGCCAGCCUGGCGCCGUACUUGUCCGCACGUGUUGCCAAGUAGCGGGGCGUGAAGUGGGUGCGUUUGUGUUUGGUGCCAGAAUCCGGACCUCACCAUCCUUCAUGUCUGGUGCUGGGGUUUUCUGCUGCUGCCUGUAGCCUGUGUAGGCCUGCCUGAUUGCUCGCUAAUAGUAGUAAUACGGACCAUAGGCACAGUCGCUGCCAGCAUGCCACACACAGCCAGAAACGCUGGUGUCAGAUUCAUACACAUGCUCGUAGUCAUUGUAUGACUACACACAAUUGACUGUCCCUUUACUCCAGCAGCCCCAUCGCAACGCCAGCGCCAAUGCCAAUGGCUCAUUCCGCUGGAUACUCCGUGCGACAUACGGCCGUACACAACGGGAUACAUGACGUCCAUAUCUCACGCGUGGCGCUGUAGCGGUGUGAGGAUGCGGACGACACCUGACGACGCACGUUCAGCGCUUUCUUGUAAACACCAUUCCAUCACAAACAACACCCCGAGACGCGUACUCCGUCUCUCACUUCUACCGACGUCCUCUUCGAGUACACAUUACGCUGAGAACGGAAAGGUGGAGUCCCCAGUCUGUUAGGCUAUUGGCCAGAUGCGCAGGACAAGCCCUCUAGCUACAAUCGUCUGCCGAUAAACAGUGGAAGCAGCCCAAUCCAACAGAACAAUUGAAGUCCAACAGGACGGUUCAACUGUUGUCUGGUCCAAAUCGAAACAGCGUGAACGAACCGCGAUACAGCUCACGUUACGCACGUCCUACUCCCGUUUCACGUAACGGUACACCGAAUCAUCCCAACCGGAGCCUAUCCGUGUGAGACGAUCGCUGAAGUUUCGUCGCCAAACGACGUUCAUCGACCCAUUGCCGAUCGAUUGGCUUGCUACUAGUUUCUAGUGUCCAAGACACUGUAUUCAGCAUCCAGAGCCCCCGAGCACCAUGGAUUCGGCAAGACACGUCCUCAUUGCACUCUUCCUACUGGCCACACUCGUUGUGAGCAUUACCUGGUCGGCACCCGCUCCAGAAGAGAGCCUGCUGGCACAUUUGUAUGAGAUGCACCGCCGCAUUCCCAUCCGUGAGCGGCCCACUCGUGGUGACCACACGGUGCGAGAGAUCCAAUAUGACGAGAAUCUCCAUAUUAGCGACAGCCCGGAGUUGUUCCUACCUGAACAUCCCUGCGACUUCAUAGACUGUGAGCACAAGAAGGUGUGCGUUGUCAAGACGGGACUCCGCACCCCGAGCGGUCGGCCGGUGGCCUGCAAACCACACUGCAUCCACCUAAGAAAAGCCAUCGCUAAGCCGCACGUGCCACGCGAAUGCAUCUACACACCGCAUCCGAGCAUUCACGGUGUCCAGAGGCUGAAGUGCAACUGCCGCAGCUCCUGCGCCACGAGCUUCCAACAGGCGGUGUGUGGAAGCGACGGGCAGACGUACAGCAGUUUCUGUGAGCUUCAGCGACAGAACUGCCUGAGAAAGACGGCAGUUCAGCCAAUGUCCAUUGGGAAAUGUCCAGCCACGCGAUCAGUGAAUUCGCCUGGACAGUGCAGGGUGCAGCUGAGAGCAUACUCCAUACAUAACAGGAGCCCAAUGUUUGGGGAGCCGAUUGACUACUCGUACGGCUUCCUGCAGCUGUCCUGCGAGGCUCACAACUGCACAGGAUCGCAAGUACCUACCUGGUAUAAGCAAGAUGUUGUGAAUGGUCUACCCACCCGUAGGCGGUUACCUCACGUUUUUAAUGCACAAAGGGGGAUUGUGCACGCCAAAGCCGGUUCAUCGUUCAAUGUGGUGUUUCCGACGCAGGUCUCGGAUAGCGGACUAUACACAUGCCAAAUAAGGGUGGAUGACAAAAGACUCACAGCGUCAACGCAAGUAAUCAUCCAGACACCGGAGACAGAAGCCCAGCUGGAAAUACGCCGUAUGGAGUACGAAGCACGCCUCCGUAGGUAUCAAUGAUAUCGAAACUGACUAAGAAGCACUGCCUUAUACAGACGUGGCUAAACAAAACUAUGAACAUCCAAAUCCUAUUUGCAAAUAUCUAUUUUCUGAAAUGCCUUGCAGCCAAAGCUCCCCCCGCCUAGCCCUAGCCCUAUUCCAGCUUUAGCAUCCCUUGAUCGUCAUCAUGACAAAGUAUUAUUGAUUUUUUUAUGCGUGCCUUUCCAAAUCUAAUCAAGUGCAUUGUUUAAUAUUACCUGUACAUGCACCUAUUAAUACUUGUAGUUAUUAUAUUACAACGCAUACGUAGAUUCUCUACUAUUGUAAUCUAUUCUACCAUUGUAAUCUAUUCUACUAUAGCUAUUGGUGCACAUAAUGAUUAGGACGUGGCUCACAUAGCGUCCUCUAGGGAUCUUCCCUAACUUUUUGUAAACAUCAUUGCGAUUUUCUCUUCCAACUAUGGUGGUGAUUUUACAGUUAUCUCCGUCGAAGUUUCUAGUUGUCACAUUGUUGAGAUUGUAGGCCCACUGUAAUUCCAAAUUGGCUAGCUUGAAUACUGCUAAGCAGGCUGGGUAUUUCCUGGA